This is a messenger RNA of Chanos chanos (milkfish), 789 nucleotides long. It is a transcript of the gene cacng6b, whose product is annotated as calcium channel, voltage-dependent, gamma subunit 6b. The transcript is spliced from 4 exons. NCBI's taxonomy places the organism in Eukaryota, Metazoa, Chordata, Actinopteri, Gonorynchiformes, Chanidae. The record is from RefSeq and is a predicted model, not a curated record. Gene Ontology annotation, molecular function: calcium channel regulator activity. Bases 1 to 789 code for a protein of 262 amino acids. Gene Ontology annotation, biological process: regulation of calcium ion transmembrane transport via high voltage-gated calcium channel. Gene Ontology annotation, cellular component: membrane; L-type voltage-gated calcium channel complex.
AUGUGGUCCAACUUCUUCCUGCAGCAGGAGGAAGAGGGGCGUAUGGGCGUGGCUUCGGGGAGCGGGGCCAGUGGGAUGGGGGGGCGGGGCGGCAAGAGACGGCCCCCUCGCAUGAGCGACAGCCAGGAGGGCAAGAUCAAGCUGGCGUUUUUCGUGGCCAUCCUGGGCGUGACCCUGACGGUUCUGGGGGUGGGGACGGAGUUCUGGGCGGAGCUGGCCCAGCCCAAACACUACGGUAACAACCGGACCUGCGAGGCCGCCCACUACGGCCUGUGGAAGAGCUGCACGCGCACGCUGUGGGUCUCCGACAUCGACCCGGAGAGAGAGAGCUGCGGACCGGCCGAACUGCCCGGAGAGUCAAAUUGCACGUUCUUCAAGUUUUACACGUCUGGUGAGAAUGCAGUCAUAUUUAAGAAGACGACAGAUAAGAGUCUGAGUAUAGCGGCGGCGAUGCUGGCCCUGUUUAGUUUGUUUCUUAUGGUGAUGGGUUCUGUGUGCAUCAGCAUGGCUCUAAGUAAAGGAGUCCCUUUCUUCCUCAAACCCGCAUCUUUCUGUUUCCUCCUCUCAGGUAUCCUGGUACUGCUGUCAAUCAUAAUUUUCCACCAAUCAGUGCUGGCGUUGUUGGCCAGUGACCACACUAUUCCACUCCAUUAUGAACUGUCAUGGUCUGUAGCCUGCGUGGGUUCGGCUGGUGCCAUUUUAAUUGUAGGCGGAAUGCUCUUCCUGUUACUCUCUUUUCCAUUCAGCACUUUGGAGAAAUGCCUGCCUCAUCGUGGCAGCGACACCUAG